Molecule: messenger RNA, 2151 nt
Organism: Solea senegalensis (Senegalese sole)
Lineage: Eukaryota; Metazoa; Chordata; Actinopteri; Pleuronectiformes; Soleidae
Gene: aldocb
Product: aldolase C, fructose-bisphosphate, b
Exons: 9
Coding region: 89-1180 (363 amino acids)
Biological process (GO): fructose 1,6-bisphosphate metabolic process; glycolytic process
Cellular component (GO): cytosol
Molecular function (GO): fructose-bisphosphate aldolase activity
Source: RefSeq, a predicted model, not a curated record
UUGCGUUGCAGCAGUGACACAGAGGAGAGGAGACUGUCCCGCAUCCUGCUCACAGCCGUCAGACAGACCACAGACACGCGCAGCCACCAUGACUCACCAGUAUCCCGCACUGACUCCUGAGCAGAAGAAGGAGCUGCAGGACAUCGCUCAGAGGAUAGUCGCUCCUGGAAAGGGCAUCCUCGCCGCCGAUGAGUCCACCGGCAGCAUGGCCAAGCGUCUGAACCCCAUCGGGGUGGAGAACACAGAGGAGAACAGGCGUCGCUACCGUCAGCUGCUCUUCACGGCCGACCAGAGCAUGGACAGCUGCAUCGGAGGCGUGAUCUUCUUCCACGAAACUCUUUACCAGAACACAGACGACGGCGUUCCCUUCGCCAAGCUCAUCAAAGACCGCGGCAUUGUCGUCGGCAUCAAGGUGGACAAAGGUGUUGUCCCUCUUGCUGGAACAAAUGGAGAGACCACGACUCAGGGUCUCGACGGGCUGUCUGAGCGCUGUGCUCAGUACAAGAAGGACGGCGCAGACUUCGCCAAGUGGCGCUCGGUGCUGAAGAUCAGCGACACCACUCCGUCUGAGCUCGCUAUCCUGGAGAACGCCAACGUCCUGGCACGAUAUGCUAGCAUCUGCCAGCAGAAUGGUAUUGUUCCUAUUGUGGAGCCUGAGAUCCUUCCUGAUGGAGACCAUGACCUGAAACGUUGCCAGUACGUCACUGAGAAGGUCCUCGCUGCAGUGUACAAGUCCCUGUCAGACCACCACGUGUACCUGGAGGGGACACUGCUCAAACCCAACAUGGUCACACCUGGACACUCCUGCCCCACCAAGUACAGCGGCGAGGAAAUCGCCAUGGCUACUGUCACUGCCCUGCGUCGCACCGUGCCUCCUGCUGUUCCAGGAGUGACCUUCUUGUCUGGUGGCCAGUCAGAGGAGGAGGCCAGUGUGAACCUUAAUGCCAUGAACAACUGUUCGCUCCCCAGGCCCUGGGCCCUGACCUUCUCCUAUGGCCGUGCUCUGCAGGCCUCUGCCCUCAACGCCUGGAGAGGAGAGCUGAGCAACGAGAAGGCCAGCACCGAGGAGUUCCUCAAACGUGCUCAGGCAAACAGUCUGGCUGCGCUCGGCAAGUACGAGUCUUCUGGAAGCGCCGGCUCCGCAGGAAAGUCCCUCUACGUAGCUAACCAUGCCUACUAAACAUCACUGUACCACACACACAUGUGAACUAGUUCUAAUGAAUAUUUGCUCUGCUUUUCUCCCCUGCGCCUUCACACAUCACAGGCCUGUGCUGUCUACUGUACUUUAGAGUCGUCAGAGUCCUUAAAAUGAUCUUAACUAUAUGUAUUUAAUAACAUAAUGUGAAACUACUAUACUUAAGGGAACAGGAGAGUUGUUAUUUUGUUUGUUUUUUUAAAUCAAACAGUUGUUUUGCGACAAUUUAGGAUAAAAGUAAACACUGGUUUUCUAACACAGUUCCUCUGCGACGCAGUUCCUCUCAGUCAGUAUUCAGUUCACGCACCGGUCUUCACAUGUAGUGUUUUCUGUCAACCACUCCUGAGCAGGUGUGUGUGUGUCUGUGUUUGGCUUCUGUCAGAAUAAAGUGCUUAAAGUGCUUCUAUUUAAAAACUGCUGCAGUAACACUCCCUGACAGUGGGACCAAGCGAUUAUUAGCGAUUAUCCAAACAUUCCCAAAGGGACGAGACAGUGAAGACUUUUCAUGUUGAGUGUUUGUUGUACUUUGAGACAGCUGUAGCUCCAGCAGAGGUCAGAGGUCACUGUGUUUUAACUAAACAAAUAUACACCACGAUGCAAACGUAUGAUUGAGCUUAACCUUUCUGUUCCCACACUUUAAUCACACCCUGCAACCUCGUCGGUUCUAAGUGUAACAUUAGCUUUAAAUCACAGUCAGCGAUUAAUGUAUUCAGUUGUGUGAAGGUGUCAAUAUUUAGUGAUUCCAGUGUGUCAUCACCCCUCCUGUUUCCCUGAGUCAGCCCCGUGGGAAAACGACAUGGUUUCUAUUGACGCGAACAUAAAACGGACCAAACCCACGGGAUGAGACGCAGGGAAACAGUCACUGCUGUGUUGAAAUGAUGUUUGUGAUCGUUACCAUUGUUCUUGAAGCACUUGGUGUAUCAAAUAGUGAAAGAAAUAAACGUUAAAAAACUUAA